ACCAUUCGUCAAGAAAAAUUAAAAACGCAAACGAGUGUGUUGGCUUAUUUAGUUAAAUAUUUUAUUUAAUCAUAAUAAAUUAUACAAUGACGACACCCACUUGUAAAUACUCAUUAUUUAAUUAGACAAAUUAUAUUAGAUAAGGAUAAAAGAGUAGCUGUUACGCUUUGUACUGCAAAAAGAGUUCCUUUGUUAGAAGGUUUUAUUAGAACACUAUGAGAAUUGUGCUAUUUAGAUUUAAUAGAGAGAUUUAAUAGUUAUUUUUAACUAUGGAUAUCGUGAGUAUGGAAGUGAGGGAGGCAGGCGAUGGGGCUGCAAGUGCCGGCGAAUAUGUCAAACCUCCAGAAAAAAGGGCAACGUGGGCUGAAGUCCGACAGGCAGUCCACGACUUGAGGAAGGAACUGGCGUCCCUCUCAGCUAUGACUCCAAUGGCUAUAUCCUUCCGGAAGCUAGCUAACGGCAAGACUAGAAUAUACUUUUUGAGGACUCCAAUUAACGGUUGGGAGAUAACUUUGCUAUAUUCUGAUGUGACACCAUCAACUCAGCCAAGUAAUAGCAGAUUGGAAUGGAAGCCUCUUAUUGAAUCAAAUGUGGCCCUUGGUGUGUCGUCUGGGAAGUGGUCGCGUGAGGAGCAGCUCUUGUUGGAGCGUCAACGGGUGGCCGCUUGGGGCAUUGCAUCAUAUGAAUUACACCAGGCCACUGGCAGAGUGUUGUUCCCGUGUGCAUCUUCACUGUUUGUUGCCGAAGAGGGAACUAACCAGACACCACCGCUAGUCCCCCGCUCGCUCAGCACCGGCGGGGGCGCAGCCCUAACCCCCGCUAUGUGUCCGAUGGCGCCCACCGUGGUAGCUCACGCGGCUCGUGGAGACAUCUGGCUCGCCGGAGCGCCCAGGAGGCCUACGCGUCUUACUUACGCUUGCAAAGGCCAUGAACCGGAUCGGUUAGCGGAUGAUCCAAAACAAGCUGGGGUACCGUGUUACGUCACCCAGGAGGAGUUCUCGAGGUACACCGGCUUCUGGUGGCAACCCAAGUCUGAUGAUGACGUGUACAGAAUAGUUUACGAGGAAGUGGAUGAGAGCGAUGUGAAGGUAUUCAGCUUUCCAUCAUCACAGAGCAGCAACGGCGAAGUUGAGGAGUUUAGGUUUCCUCGUGCCGGCACUCCUAAUGCAAAGUCAGUACUGAAACUGGUCACGUUCAGGCUACAGAAGGCGACUUCCACCACAGUGCUCGACUACUACCAGGAAGCUACCGAUACACCCAAUAGUGAGUUGACCGAAGUGACGGACAUCCGGUGGUACGAAUUGAGGACGUCACUAAAAGAGGCGUUCCCGUGGUUCGAGUAUCUGGCCAGAGUGGGGUGGACGCCGUGUGGACAGUUCGUGUGGGCUCAGCUGUUGGACCGCAAGCAGCAGCGGCUGGAGUUGGCGCUGAUUCCCGUGCAGCAGUUGAGUGUUCCCGCGGGGUACGAGCAUGCGCCCGCGCACUUGGCGCGGCCGCCGUUCGCGAUGCCACCGCACGGGAACGAGAAUAUUCUCGACAUCCAAGUGUUAAUAUCUGAGACGGCGCCGGACGCGUGGAUCAACAUCCACGAUAUAUUACACUUCCUUCCGUCUGCGGACAACGAGGUCAGCUUCAUAUGGGCAUCGGAGGAGACCUCGCAUCUACAUCUGUAUAAAGUCACAUGCCAAUUGGCAUCUAAGAAGGACAGGAUGAGAUCUGUUAUAGAGAUUAUAAGUGAGGACGAGAGUAACGCAGUGGGUCCUAACAUAGUGAACAAGGAGCCCAUCACCGCCGGAGAAUGGGAAGUCAUGGGCAGGAAGAUAUGGGUGGACGAGGCCCGCAAGUUGGUAUACUUCGUAGGGCUCCGCGAGACUCCACUAGAGCGCCAUCUGUACGUGGCGCCGUACAACCCGCCCAGACCUCAUGCUAUCACGUUACUCACUAACGUGGGAUACUCUUGCACUGUAGAUAUCGAUCAGGAUUGUAGUACGGCGGUGAUAACGUCGUCCAACAUCAGCACUGUACCGAGCACGCGCGUGUUCCGCAUCCUGCACGAGGGGGGGCUGUGCCGGCUGCAGCCGCAGGGCACGCUCAUGGAGAAGCAGCUGCCAGAGUUCCCUGAGAGUCGCCGUUUCGGUUGCAACGGUUCGUGGCAUAGAUCUGGUGAUGAGGAUGCAGACUGUAGCGAGACGGGACUGUUGAUGAGAGAGCACAGCCUGUCGGCGGGCAUCCCCCCCGCGCAGAUCCUGUGCACGCGGCUGUCGUGCGGCGCGGCCGCGUACUGCACGCUGUGGCGCUGCGGGCGCGCGGGCCGCAGCCCCACCGUGCUGCAUGUGUACGGGGGGCCCGAGGUGCAGACCGUCACCAACAGCUACAAGGGUAUACGUCAGCUGCGCAUGCACAUGUUGGCGGCGCGCGGUUUCAACGUAGUCUCUGUAGACUCGCGCGGGUCUAAACACCGCGGCCGCGCGUGGGAGGCGGCCAUUAAGGGCAAGAUGGGACAAGUCGAGCUGGACGACCAGGUAGAAGUGUUACAGUGGCUGGCUAAGGAGACCGGCUGCAUUGACAUGGAACGAAUCGCAAUACACGGCUGGAGCUACGGUGGUUACCUAUCGCUACUCGGGUUGGCGACUCGACCGAAUAUAUUCAAAGUAUGCGUCGCCGGAGCGCCGGUCACCAGUUGGCGGUUAUACGACACUGCAUACACUGAGAGAUACAUGGGACUGCCAGCGAGCGCACCUCAUUCCUACACAAGAGCUAGUGUGUUAGCGCACGCGCCAUUUUUCCCUGAUCAGGAAGGAAGACUGUUGAUAAUCCACGGUUUGGCCGACGAGAAUGUGCAUUUCUGUCAUACAGCCGCGUUACUCGCAGAACUCGUAAGACUGGGCAAACCUCACCGAGUACAGAUAUAUCCUGGAGAGCGCCAUUCAUUACGGGCGGUGCACGCCGCGAAGCAUUACGAAGCGACGUUAUUACAUUUCUUACAUGAAAAUUUGUAAAUAAAGACUCGUACACUCAUUAAACAGUAUGUUGUCAUAGUAUGGAUAUGCCUGCGAUACCGGGACUUGAUUGUUAGAAUAUUAUAAGAGGUAAAUUGGUACGGGUAACGCGAUUUCGUCAUGUAAUGGUUUAUAAUAGGUCUCCUAAUAAAUUGCAUGAUGCGUGACGUCCGAUCAUAUCUCUGCACUUAUGCGUUGCCUUUGCGUCAUCCGUUUAUUACAUAAAACGAUUGUUGCUAGUUACUGACCUCUUCUUCUCUCUUAAGAAAGUGUAAGCAUCGGCUGAAACAUCUGCCUCUCCUUUUUAAUAAUUAUCAGGAAGGAAAUAAUAUAUUUUUCGAUCUUACGGACACUAAAGAUGUUAAUAUAACCACUGCUUAAUUUCGUUGUACCAAAAAAAUCUCAGCCAAUUCAGAUUUCGUUGUUGAAACAAAUAAUUUCGUUAGUUCACUGUGAUUAUUAAAGAAAUUGCAUUUAGAACUCUACAUGAUUUUUGAACAUAUAUCCUUGAGUCAUGUCCACAAUAAUAUAGACGUUUGCAGUCAUCGAUACGUAACGGCUGUAAUUAUUUCCCGUCACUAUCUAUAACGGUUCCGGGAAACCAAAUAUCAAUAAAGACUUAUGACUGGUUUUCACGUGAUUAAGUAGAUAAGUAGAUUCUAACCUAAAAGCAAGUAAUCAAGUACGUGUAAAAACUCAAAUAAGUAAAAAGUAGAAAGUUAACAUCUAGUUAACCACUUAUGGGCUUUAUUUAAUUAAAUUUGAACUUGCUACUUUAACUUAUUUGUAUGUUUAUACGUACUCACUUAAAAUCAAGUUAAAUAUCUACUUAAUUACGUGUAGACCAGCCAUUAGGCCGUCUAAAGUGGGUCUUAAAUACCUAUGGCGAUGAUUGAAUUGUGUAAUACUACAUGUCACAUUUAUGGACAUGUUUAUGUCUCGUUCCCGUUAAUUUACCGCGUUAGGUGUAGUGUAACAUUAUAUCGAGCACAUUGUAGCAAAAGCGACCUUAAGCGUUGUUAGAUUACGGCUAUAAUGUUUUGAAUAGGCUCGUGUAAUCAAAUAUACAUACGCACCAAAAGGAAUAGGCCUGAUUUUGUAAGUUUCCAUAACUAUUUUUAAAAACAGUGCCACCUAUCGGUCGCGGCGUCAACUGAAUGCUCGAUAGGUAGCAUAAUAUAAACGUCGAUAUUAACAUGUAUAACUCGUACCAAUUAACAUGACACAAGAGGUCCUAUUCUGUUUUUCCUUGAACGAAAAUUCGGAGAGUUCCGAAUGAUUCUAGAAGUUGAAAUCGUCGUAUCCGUGUAAAUUAUCUGCGCACCAGAGGCAGUGUCAGGUCAUACCAACGUUGCAUCAUAAACUAUGGAAAAAUGCGUUUCUUUCGAGUUAUAUUAGCAUUUCGAAAAUACACUGGAUUAAGUUUUCGAAGUAAUAGAAUAGGUCUUCAGGUGUCAUGUUAAUUCGUACGAGUAGUAUUAAAAUUUUGUAAUUAUCGUAAGUUCGCGUCAUAGUCGCAUUCAUUUUUGUAAAUAGACAUGCGUGUUUUUUAAUGAAUUAUGUGUAAAUGUUAUGUUUAGUGAUAAUAAUAAAAAAUCCACUAUUGGUAUUG
This is a messenger RNA of Diatraea saccharalis (sugarcane borer), 4611 nucleotides long. NCBI's taxonomy places the organism in Eukaryota, Metazoa, Arthropoda, Insecta, Lepidoptera, Crambidae. The record is from the annotation of a GenBank genome assembly.